Homarus americanus (American lobster) is the source of this 1663-nucleotide messenger RNA. RefSeq names its product acylglycerol kinase, mitochondrial-like (gene Mulk). Gene Ontology annotation, cellular component: TIM22 mitochondrial import inner membrane insertion complex; mitochondrion. The record is from RefSeq and is a predicted model, not a curated record. NCBI's taxonomy places the organism in Eukaryota, Metazoa, Arthropoda, Malacostraca, Decapoda, Nephropidae. Gene Ontology annotation, molecular function: ceramide kinase activity; acylglycerol kinase activity; ATP-dependent diacylglycerol kinase activity. Gene Ontology annotation, biological process: ceramide biosynthetic process; protein insertion into mitochondrial inner membrane.
UAUCGCCUCCACGAGUGAAAAUCGGGAUGUCACGAAUUAUCAAAUUUUUUCGUGUUUUAAGGAGGAAUCCAAAGAAAUCUAUAUUAUUCUCAGCACUUUUUGGUUACGGUAUCAAUUUUUCUAAGAACAAAUAUGAAGAGAAACUAAUGAUGAGAGCAUUCUGCGAGGAAGCCAUGGUGUAUGGAGAGUGUUCUAAACCACUCGGUGAAUCAGAACGACAUGUUACUGUCCUCUUGAAUCCUGCAGCCAAAGGCGGAAAAGGAAAGACACAGUUUGAACAUUAUUGUGCUCCACUGUUACAUCUUGCUGGAAUUAAAGUUGCAACUGUGAAGACUGAGCAUGAAGGACAAGCCAGAGACCUCAUGGAAAUCAUGGAGAACACUAGUGCUGUUGUGGUAGCAGGAGGUGAUGGAACCCUGGGAGAAGUGUUGACAGGUUUUAUUGCGCUCAGACCAAGGCAUCUUGCUGAAGCAACAAUGGCGAUAGUUCAUGCUCGACGACCUUUGGAUGUAAUGGAAAUAACACCUUUGGGAUCGGAACAAGAAGCCCCACCAAAGCCAGUCUAUGCAGCCUCAAUGGUUGAGUGGGGGGCAUAUAGAGAUGCAGCAGAAAGAAAUGACGUGUACUGGUACUGGUCUGUGCUGAAAAAGUAUAUGGUCUAUGUAUUCUCCAGCUAUAAAGACAUAUCAUGGGAUUGCUCAGCAGAGGUAGAAUAUUCCUCUCCAUGCUCCGGUUGUUCCCGUUGUCGAGGAGUUACUGCUCUUCAAGAUACUAAAAGGAAUAAAACCCCUGAACCUCCAAAAAGAUGGUGGAUGGCAUAUGUUCCUAAACCAAAACCAGCAUUUGGAAACAAAUCAGAGGUUAAAGUUGACUACAGUAGCAUAAUUAAUGAAGAGUGUGGAGUAAAACACAAAACAAAUAUCAACAAUAUCUGUGACCUCGUUAUCACUACAAGAAACACUAAACAAUCCUCAGAUAUCCCCAGCUAUGCUCUGCAUCUAAAAACAGGUCCAGCCAAUGUUGGAACAUUUGACUUUAUAAAAGAAGGUUGGAGCAGAGAAUGGAAUAAAUUGAAAAGUUAUGCUUCAGAAACUACUGUUGGGGAAGUAACAUUAAGACCGACAGGAGAUGUUAAAACAGCCACGGGCACUGAUCGAGAGCUGAACAUAGACAGUGAAGCCUUUGAAGUUCGGCCAAUGAAGAUCAGAGCAAUACCAAGUGCUGUCACUAUAUUUGCACCAGCAUCUCCCCCAGUUGCUGCCCAUGUUGGUUGAAAAGUGAUCUCAAGAUUUACUCCUAAAACAAAACAAACUUUGAUUUAAGGUGAAGAGAGUUUUCAGUUGAAUGAAAUUGGUACUUUAAAUAUGUAAUGUGGCUAUGAGUUGACCAUAAACACUUAGAUAAGAGUAAGUGUUUCAUGGGAGUGAGAGAUUUAGUUAAAAAUUAAUGAGAAGAACCUGUUAAUUAAUGAAUGACAUGAUGCUUGGUAAUUCUGUAAAUAGGGGAAGUGCCUUUGGUAAUAUUCUGUUGAAUUGUUUGAUCCCAUAGCCUGGGAAGAUAUUGGAAGCAUAAUGUGUUGUCUAAUGGUAGACCCUGCUGCCAUAUUGCAUCACGAAAAUUGUGACCAAGUCCCAGGUUGCUGAUCUGACUUUCAGCCUCAUUU